Molecule: messenger RNA, 1093 nt
Organism: Cyclopterus lumpus (lumpfish)
Lineage: Eukaryota; Metazoa; Chordata; Actinopteri; Perciformes; Cyclopteridae
Gene: nudt7
Product: nudix (nucleoside diphosphate linked moiety X)-type motif 7
Exons: 3
Coding region: 377-1033 (218 amino acids)
Biological process (GO): coenzyme A catabolic process
Molecular function (GO): acetyl-CoA hydrolase activity; coenzyme A diphosphatase activity
Source: RefSeq, a predicted model, not a curated record
GGCGUUUGUUGCGCUAUCUUCGCCACCAUUGUGGUGGUCGAGUCUAGAUCGUAACUGACACAUUGCGAAACCUCGCAUACACUCCGGCGGGUGACGCUGCCCGGUGUCCCUUAAGAGCCCCACGAUGCCUCCUCGCAACACGUUUGACACGUGAUGUCAUUGCACGUUGUCCCUUUUGUUUACGUCACCGGGCGGAUGGUGCAGGAAGUCGUUGGGAGAGCUGUGAUGUAACUUACUUUAGCUGGACCGCAGCAGCGCGGUGGUCCCGGUUGUAUAGCGGCAACAUGCGCCACGGUUAGUUUAUUUGUUGGCUUUGGGACGUCGAGUAUGUGGGCUAGCUCGAGCUUUGUAUAGCUGUCCUUCCCCCUUACCUACAAUGCAUAUCAAAGAGGAGACGAUAGCCAUUUUAAAGCAGUUUGACAUCGGAAACAAGUUCGCCUCCCUCCCGGUGCUGCCCAAAGCCUCGGUGCUGAUCCCACUGAUGGUGAAGAAUGGAGAGCUGUGCACCCUGAUGACCCUGCGCUCACAAGAGCUUCGGACCAGUCCUGGAGAGGUGUGUUUCCCCGGCGGGAAGAGAGACCCCAGUGAUGGAGAUGAUGUGGACACCGCUCUGAGAGAGGCAGAGGAGGAGAUCAGCCUCCCACCUGCUGAUGUUCAGGUGGUCUGCAGAUUGGUCCCCAUCAUCAAUAAGAGUGGUCUGCUGGUGACCCCGGUGGUCGGCUUCAUAGAAGAGUCCUUUUGUCCCCGACCAAACCCAGCCGAGGUCAGCGCUGUGUUCACAGUCCCUCUGCACCUCUUCACCAGUGACAAAGACCACUGUGCCACCCACAAUGCUGCUGGGAUGAUUCACUCUUUUGAUUUCGCAGACCCCGAUUCAGGAACCCAGUAUCAAAUAUGGGGCCUCACAGCCAUGUUUGCCAUACUGGUUGCUGCCCUGGCUCUCAGGAGAACACCUGAGUUUGAUGUUUUUGACUUCGAGGAUCCGUUAUCCUUCUUCCAACAGAUUCUACUUCGAAGAACUAGCAAACUAUGACGAGCCACUUUCCUGAUGUUUGUAAUGCCUUUGUGCUAAUAUAAAACACCUGGAGCCAGA